Telopea speciosissima is the source of this 535-nucleotide messenger RNA. RefSeq names its product calmodulin-like protein 8. NCBI's taxonomy places the organism in Eukaryota, Viridiplantae, Streptophyta, Magnoliopsida, Proteales, Proteaceae. Bases 72 to 521 code for a protein of 149 amino acids. Gene Ontology annotation, molecular function: calcium ion binding; enzyme regulator activity. The transcript has 4 exons. The record is from RefSeq and is a predicted model, not a curated record.
UUCUCAGCUUCCUGCUUCCUCUCUUGUUCCCUCUCUUUCUCUCUGUGUUUAACUUGAAGAGCAAAUCAAUCAUGGCUGACAUCCUUACUGAGGAACAGAUCGUCGAAUUUCAAGAAGCUUUUAGUCUGUUUGAUAAAGAUGGAGAUGGUUGCAUCACCAUAGAGGAAUUGGCAACAGUGAUUCGAUCACUGGAUCAAAACCCAACUGAACAAGAGCUCCAUGACAUGAUAAGUGAUGUUGAUGUGGAUGGAAAUGGAACUAUAGAGUUUACAGAGUUCUUGACUCUCAUGGCCAGAAAAAUGAAGGAAACAGAUGCAGAGGAAGAACUUAAAGAAGCCUUCAAAGUAUUUGACAAGGAUCAGAACGGCUAUAUUUCAGCUAAUGAGCUGAGGCAUGUUAUGAUCAAUCUUGGUGAGAAACUAACAGAUGAAGAAGUAGAGCAGAUGAUUAAAGAAGCUGACUUGGAUGGUGAUGGUCAGGUUAAUUAUGAAGAAUUUGUUAAGAUGAUGAUGACAGUUUAAGGAUUAAUUUCAUU